Molecule: messenger RNA, 1505 nt
Organism: Gigantopelta aegis
Lineage: Eukaryota; Metazoa; Mollusca; Gastropoda; Neomphalida; Peltospiridae
Product: salivary glue protein Sgs-3-like
Exons: 11
Coding region: 177-1082 (301 amino acids)
Source: RefSeq, a predicted model, not a curated record
AGUAAUUUUUUAAUAAACAGAUUUUUUAAUUUUUUUUAAAAAGAAAGUUUGUUAUAAAAAAUUGUAAAAAUUAUUUUUUUGCAGGCCCUUCGCCUACUACGACUUUAACUACUACAACUCCAGCGUGGACAGGACCAUGUAUCGACGACCCUCGUAAACGGAAGUUUUGUCGUGCAAUGAGCAAACGACGGAUGUGUCCUAAUUUGACUUAUAGUGUUAAACGACUGUGUGCCUGGAGUUGCGGUCUCUGCAAAGGCCCUUCACUUACUACGACUACAGCAAUUACAACCACGACACGAAAACCAACUACAGCAUGGAAAGGACCGUGUGUCGAUGACCCUCGUAAAUGGGCGUUUUGUCGUGCAGUGCGCAAAAAAGAGAUGUGUUCAGGGUCGACUUACAAUAUUCAACGACUGUGUGCCUGGAGUUGCGGUCUCUGCAGAGGCCCUUCACCUACUACGACUACAGCAACUACAACUACGACAACGACACGAAAACCAACUACAGCAUGGAAAGGACCGUGUAUCGAUGACCCUCGUAAAUGGGUGUUUUGUCGUGCAGUGCGCAAAAAACAGAUGUGUUCAGGGUUGACUUACAAUAUUCAACGACUGUGUGCCUGGAGUUGCGGUCUCUGCAGAGGACCUUCUCCUACUACGACUACAACAACUACAACUACGACCACGACACAAAAACCAACUACAGCAUGGAAAGGACCGUGUAUCGAUGACCCUCGUAAAUGGGCGUUCUGUGCUGCUGUGCGCAAAAAACAGAUGUGUUCAGGGUUGACUUAUAAUAUUCAACGGGAGUGUGCCUGGAGUUGCGGUCUCUGCAGAGGCCCUUCACCUACUACGACUACAACGACUACAACAACAACACGAAAACCAACUACAGCAUGGAAAGGACCGUGUACCGAUGACCCUCGUAAAUGGGCUUUUUGUGCUGCUGUGCGCAAAAAACAGAUGUGUUCAGGGUUGACUUAUAAUAUUCAACGGGAGUGUGCCUGGAGUUGCGGUCUCUGCAGAGGGCCAUCCCCAACUACUACUACAACACCGGUGCCGACUACGACAUGGCGAGGUUGGUAGAUGAACAGAUAAUGUUAAUAUUCGUUCAUAAUAACGCAUUCCGUGGUUGGGAGCAUUGAAAUUAUUAGUAUUUUCUGGCGUCUUGUGAAUAAGACGUAUUAAUUAGACAUCAAAUCCCCAUACUUUAAAAUGUGCUGAGGUAUCGCUAAACAAAUAUUUCCAAAUUGUGAGGUAGGGCGGUCUACACUCGUUGUGGCAAGCGAGGUUUCUGGGAGGUUUCGGGUCAUAUUCUCCAAGAAUUUUUAUUUUUUAAAUCUGUUCCUGAUUCCUUUGCUUUCCUUCCAGAAAUAGUUCUUAUAUUUGACUUUAAAUGAAAAGAAACGGAAUAUUAAUUUAACGAAACUUUACCUACCACAUUUUAAACUUAUUAUUUGGUGUCUAACACAUAGUUAUUUUGACACUUGAUCGAGAGAGAAAGAUAGA